This is a messenger RNA of Cydia fagiglandana, 1760 nucleotides long. Its product is annotated as putative phosphatidate phosphatase. Gene Ontology annotation, cellular component: plasma membrane. Gene Ontology annotation, biological process: phospholipid dephosphorylation; signal transduction; phospholipid metabolic process. The transcript is spliced from 6 exons. The coding region runs from base 384 to 1277 and encodes 297 amino acids. Gene Ontology annotation, molecular function: phosphatidate phosphatase activity. The record is from RefSeq and is a predicted model, not a curated record. Lineage: Eukaryota; Metazoa; Arthropoda; Insecta; Lepidoptera; Tortricidae.
AUUGAUUUUAUCGUCAUGUUACUCAUGUUACAAGAAAACUUGAGUUCUUUAUAAUAAUUAUAAUGAAUGAAAUGACAUUUACGCUGCUACACUGUUUUGUGCUACCGGUAGAAAUAGAAAGCUAAUUACAUGCCCUUUAGAGCAUUACACUUCAAUUAUGCUUUAAAGACUUUAAACCCUAUGUCUGAAAAGUAAUUCUAUGCCAUAGUGAGCUGUAAAUGUUUGCGUAAUAAUUUAGCACUGGCAUUAUUAUGUAAAUAGAUAAACUUCCUGAUUCACAAUGACGUUACAAUAAGUCAUACUUGCUAAGGCGAGUAUCACGGUAUUACUCGGUCUCGGUCGUAGCCGGGAUCGUGUCAAAUUAGAACAUAUCUGUAAUUUUAAUGAUUGUAUUGAUGCCGCUGAAAAUGUGGGACAAAGCCAAGCUAUACUGGUCAAAGACCAAUCGUUGGCAUAGAGUGUUCCUGAUAUUUCUGAUAGUGGAGCUACGAUUGGUGCCCGGAGGCCAGGUUGGGUUCUGGUGCAACGACCCGGCGCUGUCACACCCGUUCACCGGAGACACGGUCAACAGGAAAUGGCUGCUUGUUACAACUAUAUUCCUUCCGCUUGUCGUUAUGUUGAUGGCGGAAAGAAAAUACCAUAAAAAUGAAAAAUCCAAGUUAAAAACGAAAUAUCGAGCAUUGUCCUGGUACAAAGAGUAUCUAUUUGGUCUUCUUCUGAAUAUAACUGUAGUGCAAACCCUCAAGCUGAUGGUGGGGUCUCCGAGACCGCAUUUCUUCGACACAUGUCAGCCGGAAGAGGCUUCAAGCUGUCAAGGAUCAGAAUACGUGCAGAGUUACACAUGUACGAAGGCAGUAUGGCAACACCAGUCGGACAAGAGCUUUCCAUCCGGACACACUUCGCUGGCGCUGCACGCGGGGAUUUUUAUCACAUAUUAUAUGCGACGCCGCGCAGGGGAAACUAGGGUAAUCUGGAGCCUGCAGGGUCUGACGCUGCUGAGCGCGCUGUAUUGCAGUUUGUCCCGGAUGUCAGACCACCGCCACCAUUGGUGGGACGUGCUCGCGGGUGCCACACUCGCGUUGCCCAUACUGUUGUACACCAUUCUCUUUCUCUGUAAAAACUUCGAGUGUCCCGAAACGAACUGCGAGAUUGAAUCUGACACCGAUCAGUCCACAGCCACCAGUGGUACAGAUAAAUCACACACCAGUGUCCACGCCAGAGCCACAACCAGCGAAACAGACAAGUCAUAUGGCAACGGAACAGAAGUCCAAACGUAACAUAUAUAAAUUAUUACAUAAGUACCUAUGCAAAUUCAAGGGAUGGGCGGUAAAACCCGAUAAGUCGAGAUAUUUUGUGACUUAAAUAAGACCACAGACGAAAUAAUAGUACUACCGUACAGAAAGGACACUUCCUACAAACCCGAAGUUUGACAGCGGUUCAGGGUCGAAUCAUGCUAUCCCUAUCUAACAUAUGGCACUAUCCCUUUCGGCUAUUCAGGGUUGUCAAAAUUCAAGUCAUUAUCUUAUCAGUGGUCGUGUACGCAAAAGGAAGUCAAGUGGUGCAACUAAUAAAUGCUCGGAGCAAUGCUGAGCCGAACGGAGCCGAGUUGGACCGAAGUUAGGAGUGUCUCCCCACACUCAUACGCACGUUACAUACAUAGUUCAAAUUUCAAAAACCCAUUUGCACGACUUAUCGGGUUUUACCGCACACCCCUCGCAAUAGUCUAUCUAUACCGCAUUAUGAAGGAUAUCGAAACUUCG